Messenger RNA from Suillus discolor, 2062 nucleotides. RefSeq lists its product as uncharacterized. The record is from RefSeq and is a predicted model, not a curated record. NCBI's taxonomy places the organism in Eukaryota, Fungi, Basidiomycota, Agaricomycetes, Boletales, Suillaceae. Gene Ontology annotation, biological process: RNA 3'-end processing. The coding region runs from base 299 to 1927 and encodes 542 amino acids. The transcript is spliced from 10 exons. Gene Ontology annotation, molecular function: nucleotidyltransferase activity.
CCAUCAGAAGCUCAUGCACAUGCUCAAUAUUUGCAGUUAGCACUUGUUCUAUGGCUCCGCGCAUCGUGUCAAGCAAGAACUAUCUGACACAGCUGAUUCUACACAACGGUCACUCCCCAGCAUCAGCCGGAAUCCUGCAGCCUGAGGUUAUAUCACUUGGCUGUCCAGAAUCCAUUUAUCAGUAUUCAUGUGGGUUCACUGAUCAGUCUCUACUGCGUUCGCCUCCUCAGCAUGAGCACAGAACCAUGCUGCAUGUGCAUCUGGUGUUAACUUGCAUCAUAUUUCCCAGCGUACGAAGAUGGCGCGAAGAAGGAUUGUCUGCAGUGGCAUCGUGACUAGUACCAAGCCUUUGGAACACAGUCGACCGUGUGGUGCGGGUCAGGUUUUCCGUGGUACGCAUACAAUUGCUGCAUUUGCGCCCAAUGGUAAAACGGUCGAGUAUAACCCCAAAAAUGUCAGCCAUACCAAGAACAUUAAAAUCGAGUUCCCACUGAAUGGCACCAACUACGACAUUAGUCCAAGUCGGAGUAACGAGAGAGCUAAUACAAGAGACAAGUUAAUCCGCAAAGUUAGACAUGCCAUCCAAUACAAAUAUGGACCGGGAUACGACGUGCAGCCCUAUGGAAGCUCAGUGUAUAUGGCGAUGCCAGUCCUGCCAAGAAUAGGACAUGGAGACCUGGAUCUUGCUGUGCUUGAUACCAAUUGGCCACAAGGUUUUUCUCCGGAGAUAGACAUGAAACAUCUACCUCCCAUCUAUAAUAUUAGAAAACUUGCUCGGACAAUGCGACAUGCAGGCUUUACUGACGUUGAAGCAGUUCCCUGGGCCCAGGUUCCCAUUGUAAAGUUCACUGACCCUGCAUCUGGGCUUCACAUCGACGUAAAUGUAAACGAGAGGCUGGGAUUGAUGAACACUGACCUUAUCAAGACAUACUGCGAUAUGGUGCCCAACCUUCGUUGUUUAAUAUCUGCCAUCAAACAAUGGGCUCGUCCACGGGCCCUCAAUCAGCCCUCUAUCUCCGAAGCAAUCCGAACUUUCAAUUCCUAUGCAUUGGUGCUUAUGACGAUUGGAUGGCUCCAGACUCGGGACUUGGCGCCGAAACUACAAGCUGGCCUUCAGCCAAUGGAAUCCAACGAGUACCUUUUUUGGAUGCGGCCAUCAAACUCAUUCAAGCGGAUACCUUGUGACACACGAUAUCGCAAGCCCACGACGUGGGCAGCACCACACAUUGAUGCCCUGGACAACCUCGUAGAGCAAUGGUUCGGGUUCUGGGCUCAAUUUCAAUUUUCGCGCCAUGUGAUAGACAUCAAGCGGGGAGGCAUUUUCCCCCGCAUUCCGCAUUUCGAAGAAGCUGCACAACCUGACUAUGACUCCCGAGGCCCUCGAUCCGAACUCCACAAUAGUUGGUCAACGUUUCUCGGUCCGGAUGUGGAUUCGAGAACAAUGUUAGAAAGUUAUCCCAUUUCUGUCGUAGAUCCGUUCAUUCGAUCAAAAAACGUCACCAGGGGCAUUAACGCUCAAGCAUUGCACAUGUUCCAGGCCGAGUGCGCGAGUGCUGUCGAGCUACUGAAUCUCGGCACUGACAUGACGAACAUCAUUGAUGGAUUUGACAUGCUCAAGCAGGAUUAUAAUGGACAUCGGACAGCCAGGCUACGGCAGACUCGAAGGGACCCUCACGGCCAGUCCGCAACGGUCCUGAAAGCAGAGGAGGUCGACGCUAUUCCUGACUGGAGCCUUGUUUCACGACAAUCACCUGAAUCAAUUGAUGUUCUACGAUACAGGGACUUGAAACGUGAUGACCUAUCUGCUGAUGGACGGAUCUUGUCAGACACCCUCGAAUCGUCUCAUAUACCAAAUGAGCAAAUCAGGGACAACGAAGAAGGCUUUGGGCUAAAGCCGUCUUACUUUCAUAAGAUUCGUCGUGUAUAGAGUAUCCAUGUUUGUUGUCCGAGGAUCAUACGUAUUUGCCUUUAAAAGUCAUUGCAGUUGAAUGGUACUUCUUACUGUUACGACACAUGGUAUAUAUACCCACAUUACCUCAUGGCGUGGGGCAGUGUCAUGAUG